UCUUUUGUAGAGUGAAUAGCUGAAGGUUUUCCUUGAGUGAUCUCACAAGUUUUGACCUUUUUGGACGUCUGGCGUCAUUUUGCUUUGGCUUGGAUGCUGGACGACGCUCGAAAGGAUGCGGUCUUAGAGGAACACGUAUUUCGGAAAUGCCGGGGAGUGUUACAGCUGCCCGAUUUCAGGGCAGCAAAGAGCGGUACCACUGGCAGACCCAGAAUGUCAAGCAGAGCGGGGUGGACGACAUGGUCCUGCUCUCCAAGAUCAGCGAGGAGGCCAUCGUGGAGAACCUCAAGAAGCGCUUCAUGGACGACUACAUCUUCACCUACAUCGGUCCCGUGUUGAUUUCUGUCAACCCCUUCAAGCAACUGCCGUAUUUCACGGACCGCGAGAUCGACAUGUACCAGGGUGCGGCUCAGUACGAGAACCCUCCGCACAUCUAUGCGCUGGCUGACAACAUGUAUCGCAACAUGCUGAUCGAUGGGGAGAACCAGUGCGUCAUUAUCAGCGGAGAGAGCGGGGCGGGCAAGACGGUGGCUGCCAAAUACAUCAUGGGCUACGUCUCCAAGGUGUCCGGCGGAGGCCCCAAAGUGCAGCACGUGAAGGACAUCAUCCUGAAAUCCAACCCGCUCCUGGAAGCGUUCGGGAAUGCCAAGACGGUCCGGAACAACAACUCCAGCCGAUUUGGCAAAUAUUUUGAGAUCCAGUUCAGCCGAGGAGGGGAACCGGACGGGGGCCGGAUUUCCAACUUCCUCUUGGAGAAGUCUCGUGUGGUGAGCCAGAAUCCAGGAGAGAGGAGCUUUCAUAUCUAUUACCAGAUGCUAGAAGGUGCCUCCCCAGAGCAGAGAGAAAAUUUGGGAAUUACCACCCCAGACUAUUACUACUACCUCAACCAAUCUGCAUCCUACAAGGUGGACGACAUGAAUGACCGACAGGAGUUCCAGGAGACGUUGACCGCCAUGGACGUUGUGGGCCUCUCCGGAGAAGAGCAGGCGCUGGCGCUUCAGAUCGUAGCCGGCAUCCUACACCUGGGCAACAUCAGCUUCCGGGAGUCGGGCAACUUAACUUGGGCAGGAGAGCCAGGACUUCCUGGCGUUCCCCUCCUACCUCCUGGCCGUCGACCAGAAGCGUCUGCAAGAGAAGCUGACCAGCCGCAAGAUGGACAGCAAAUGGGGCGGGCGGCAGGAAGUCAUCGACGUGACGCUGAACGUCGAGCAGGCAAACUUCACCCGCGACGCCCUCUCCAAGGCGCUCUACUCUCGCCUUUUCGACUACCUGGUGGAUGCAGUCAACAAAGCCAUGCAGAAGAACCGUCAGGAAUACAGCAUCGGAGUCCUGGAUAUCUACGGCUUUGAGAUCUUCCAGGUAACACAAGACACCAUGGGGAGAAAUGCCUGGAACGGCUGCAGCUCCCUGGACUCUGUCGGUUGCUGUCAGCAUAGUCAGAGCGUCCUGCCAAAGUAGCUUCCUCAUUUGUGUUGCCCAACCUCAGUGGGCCCAAUUGGGAAGAAAAAAAUGACCAGGAGAAGUCAUCUGAAUGGCUCAAACUGUCACUCUGAUAAACAAACAUUAAUUGUA
Messenger RNA from Sphaerodactylus townsendi, 1572 nucleotides. RefSeq names its product unconventional myosin-If-like. Gene Ontology annotation, cellular component: plasma membrane; actin cytoskeleton; myosin complex. The coding region runs from base 147 to 1349 and encodes 400 amino acids. The transcript is spliced from 11 exons. Gene Ontology annotation, molecular function: ATP binding; actin filament binding; microfilament motor activity. Gene Ontology annotation, biological process: actin filament organization; vesicle transport along actin filament. NCBI's taxonomy places the organism in Eukaryota, Metazoa, Chordata, Lepidosauria, Squamata, Sphaerodactylidae. The record is from RefSeq and is a predicted model, not a curated record.